AUGGCAGACAUAAGUCCAUUGCUUCCAUUUUCCCAUUCUCUGGGCCCUGGUUCCACCUGUAGUUCUAUUAGAUGGAGAUCCAGGAAAGUACUUCUCUUGGUAUUUUCUGGUUUGUUUCUUGUUCCUUUAAUUGUAUUUAUAGCUAGUAAUGACAACGGAUUCAAACAACAUGUCCAAUAUUUACAAGAAGAUGAUCAAAAUGUAUCUUUCUCUCUGACCAAAGAAACGACAAAACCGCAAAUUUUGAGGCCAGGAUCACGGGGGGUGUCAGCUGGUGUGUCAGAGAAGGCCAGCGUGAAUUUGAAGGGUGCACAAGUGAAGGGUUAUCCUCAGAACGAUAGCAUGUUGUCAUGGCAAAGAACUUCUUUCCAUUUUCAACCUGAAAAGAAUUGGAUGAAUGAUCCUAACGGUCCUUUGUAUUACAAGGGCUGGUACCACUUUUUCUACCAGCACAAUCCACAUGCUGCAGUCUGGGGUGACAUAGUUUGGGGCCAUGCUGUAUCAAGAGAUCUAAUCAACUGGUUCCACCUCCCAUUGGCAAUUGUUGCCGAUGAAUGGUUCGAUAUAAAUGGUGUAUGGACUGGCUCGGCGACUAUUCUUCCUAAUGGUAAAAUUGCCAUGCUAUACACAGGAUCCACUAACGAGUCAGUGCAGGUACAAAAUCUUGCCUAUCCAGCUGAUCACAAUGAUCCUCUCCUCCUUAAGUGGGUCAAGUACUCUGGCAAUCCAGUCUUAGUCUCACCACCAGGCAUUGAUCCCAAUGACUUCCGUGACCCGACAACAGCUUGGUACACUUCUGAAGGCAAGUGGCGCAUCACAAUAGGGUCAAAAGCUAACUUUACUGGCAUAGCUUUAGUCUAUGAUACUGAAGACUUCAUAAAUUUUAAGAUGAGUGGGGUACUUCAUGGUGUCCCUGGAACUGGAAUGUGGGAGUGCGUGGAUUUUUACCCUGUGUCGAAAACAGGUCAAAAUGGAUUGGAUACAUCGGCUAAUGGUCCUCAUGUGAAGCAUGUGGUGAAGACAAGCCUAGAUUAUGUUGGGAAGGAUUACUAUGCUCUUGGGACAUAUGAUGACAAGACUGGAAAAUGGUAUCCAGAUAAUCCAGAAAUUGAUGUUGGUAUCGGAAUUAUGCUCGAUUAUGGUAUGUUCUAUGCCUCCAAGACCUUUUAUGAUCAGGAUAAAGGAAGAAGAGUGUUGUGGGGUUGGGUUGCAGAGUCUGAUACUGAAGCUGAUGAUGUAAGGAAAGGAUGGGCAUCUCUUCAGGGCAUUCCAAGGACUGUUCUGUUGGAUACAAAGACUUGUAGCAAUCUGCUUCAAUGGCCAGUAGAAGAGGUAGAGAGGUUAAGACUAAAAGGCAAGGAAUUCAACAACAUAGAGGUUAAGGCAGGGUCGGUUAUGCCGCUUGAACUUGACGGUGCCACACAACUAGACAUCGCUGCUGAGUUUGAGUUGGACAAGAAGGCCUUAGAGAGCACAGCUGAAUCCAAUGUGGACUUCAGCUGCAGCACCAGUGGUGGGGCUGCUCAACGUGGUGCAUUAGGACCGUUUGGUCUUCUGGUUCUUGCAGAUAACAGCCUAGCUGAGCACACUUCUGUAUACUUUUAUGUUGCUAAAGGAAAUAAUGGCACCCACAAAACUUUCUUCUGCACUGACCAGUCAAGGUCUUCUGUGGCAAAUGACGUUAAGAAAGAAAUUUAUGGAAGUUAUGUUCCAGUUUUAGAGGGUGAAAAAUUAUCUGUUAGGAUAUUGGUGGAUCAUUCGAUAGUCGAAAGUUUUGCUCAAGGUGGUCGGACAGUUGUCACAUCACGGGUUUAUCCAAUAAGGGCAAUCUAUGGUGCUGCUAGGCUUUUUCUAUUCAACAACGCCAUUGAGGCUACCGUCACUUCCUCACUCAAGAUAUGGCAAAUGAAUUCUGCAUUUAUACGCCCUUAUUUUAACGAACAGUAG
Molecule: messenger RNA, 1947 nt
Organism: Populus euphratica (Euphrates poplar)
Lineage: Eukaryota; Viridiplantae; Streptophyta; Magnoliopsida; Malpighiales; Salicaceae
Product: acid beta-fructofuranosidase-like
Exons: 1
Coding region: 1-1947 (648 amino acids)
Biological process (GO): carbohydrate metabolic process
Molecular function (GO): beta-fructofuranosidase activity
Source: RefSeq, a predicted model, not a curated record